Molecule: messenger RNA, 920 nt
Organism: Euleptes europaea (tarantolino)
Lineage: Eukaryota; Metazoa; Chordata; Lepidosauria; Squamata; Sphaerodactylidae
Gene: RIMOC1
Product: RAB7A interacting MON1-CCZ1 complex subunit 1
Exons: 7
Coding region: 1-864 (287 amino acids)
Biological process (GO): mitophagy
Source: RefSeq, a predicted model, not a curated record
AUGCCCCUGGCUGGGGGGGGCCCUGCCCCAGGGGAGCCCUUCGAGGCCACCAGCCGGGGAGAAGCGCCCGGCUCUGAUGAUCCUUUCUUAACGCAAGCUGCUGGUACUCUAGAAAAUCUGAGGCACCUUUCUGAAGACGGCAGAGAGAACAGCACAUUUUCUAACCUCUUGCAGCUUUAUGCUCAGGCAGUUCUGGAUAUCACCUACUUUGAGGAAAACCAGCUUGUAGAUGAAGAUUUUCUGGAAGUCUCGUCUUUACAGAAAGUUGAAGAACUCAUCCAUGUACUUUCCGAGCCGGAAACCUUGAUUGAAGAAAGCGGUGAGAAUGGACCCCUUACUGUGCUUGGUGUAGAACUACUAGAAUGUCUCUACUGGAGAAGAGGAGCUUUGCUCUACAUGUUCUGUCACACGGUUAAAGGAAGGAAAGAAUGGUUAACGGACAAGAUGGAGACUUUUAAAAAGUUUCUUAGUGAAGGAGUUAAUUACUUGGUGAAGAUGCUUGGCUUUAGAUGUUCUGUUAACCCCAAUGAGGAAUUUGCGUAUCAGGAUCCAGACACAGCUAGACUGCUCCAUGAAGGUAUAUUUAGUGAUACCCAUCUACUUGCUAUGAUGUACAGUGGAGAAAUGUGUUAUUGGGGACUGAGCUUCUUCGGAAAAGGAAAAGCUCAACUACAAAGCACAGAUUCUGGAUCCAAUAGCGAACAGCACUGUAGCCCACACACUGACGUUCUGGACUUUCGAGAUAUGGGAGAGAAAAUGUUGCAGAAAUACGUUGCUGUGUGCGAAGGACCUUUAAGAGCCCAUGAAUGGAAUACCAGAAACGCAAGGCUUAUUUUGGACUACUUUAAACAGUCAUCAACCUGAUUUACUUAUUCAAGUGUCUGUAUGCUUCUAAGAAGAAAUAUUAAACUGGCAAGAAA